AUGCCGCCUCCGCCACUGCUGGUUCCUGAAGAGGAAGGGCAGAGCAACACCUCAACGGUAGCAUCUGCAUCUCCACGAUCCUUGGACUGUUUCUCCCAAACUGGGGCUGGAUUGAAAGAACGCAAUUACCUUAGAUUGUCCGAUUGCUCAUCGGUGGACAGUUCUGGUGUCCCAAGCUUGUCUGAUGAGGAAAAGGUGAACCUGAAUUUGAAAGCUACCGAGUUAAGACUCGGCCUUCCUGGAUCCCAGUCGCCUGAAAGGGAUCUGGAUCUUUUUUCUUUGAGCUCAACUAAGCUUGACGAGAAACCGCUGUUCCCUUUGCUUCCCACCAAAGAUGGAAUUUGCUCAUUGUCCCAGAAGAACGUGGUUUCAGGAAACAAAAGAGGUUUCGCCGACACAAUGGACGUGUUCCCUGAGGCGAAAUAUAAUAGUAAUGCGCGUGUGAACAUAUUGCUUUCGCCUAGACCCUCUACAGCUCAACCUACUACAGUUAAAGAUAUAUCAAACAAAGUGUUACAAGAGAGCUCUUGUGCAGCAAAUGGAACUGGUGCUCCCGUCAAUGGCAGCGCACCAGCUUCUAAAGCACAAGUUGUUGGUUGGCCUCCUAUUAGAUCAUUUAGGAAAAACUCAUUGGCUACCACUUCUAAGAACAACGAUGAAGUGGACGGCAAGCCAGGUCCAGCUGCACUCUUUGUGAAGGUUAGCAUGGAUGGUGCUCCUUAUCUGAGGAAGGUAGAUUUAAGAAACUAUACAACGUACCAGGAACUGUCUUCCGAUCUUGAGAAGAUGUUCAGCUGUUUUACCUUAGGUCAAUGCGGUUCUCAUGGAGCUCCAGGAAGAGAAAUGUUGAGCGAGAGCAAGUUGAAGGACUUCCUGCAUGGUUCUGAAUAUGUUGUCACUUAUGAAGAUAAAGACGGUGACUGGAUGCUUGUUGGAGAUGUACCGUGGGACAUGUUCACUGACACAUGCAAAAGACUGAAAAUCAUGAAGGGUUCUGAUGCAAUUGGCUUAGCUCCAAGGGCUAUGGAAAAAUCCAAGAGCAGGAGCUAG
Messenger RNA from Lathyrus sativus (Indian pea), 1050 nucleotides. Lineage: Eukaryota; Viridiplantae; Streptophyta; Magnoliopsida; Fabales; Fabaceae. The record is from the annotation of a GenBank genome assembly.